Molecule: messenger RNA, 1203 nt
Organism: Miscanthus lutarioriparius
Lineage: Eukaryota; Viridiplantae; Streptophyta; Magnoliopsida; Poales; Poaceae
Source: the annotation of a GenBank genome assembly
AUGCUGGCGGUGUCCCUCAGGCCGGGGCCUUCGCUCGCGGCCUUCCCCGCUUCCGCCCGGAGGAGCCCAGUCCCCUUCCUCCUCUUCCCUGCCCGCCUGCACCACCGGCCCUGCUGCUCUCCGCGACCGCCGAGGGAACCGGCGCCCCCGCCGACCAGGGAUACGCCUCGGCUUCCCCGGUCGACGAGGCGCGCCUGCCGCAGGUUCGUUUCGUGGGCCCUAGCUACCCUCUUCUCGCCUGCUGGCUUCUGGAUCGCGCGGCUCGGCUCGGCUCGUCUGCUGCUCGAUGAAAUGCCGACGUUGAGGUUCACUGCGGACUGGGAAGCCGCGCGCGCGGGUAAGGACCAGGGGAGGAUCUUCACGCUGCCGGUGCUGAGGGCCAACAGCGGUGGGCUCAUUGUCAGGUUCAACUCCCUGCAGGGGUUCGUGCCCAACCCUCUCCUCAGCCCCGCGCACUGGUGUAAAGACCCCAAAAAGCCCAUCCAAGAUAUUACGAAAGACCUAGUAGGAACGUCCAUUUCUGUCAAGGUGGCUGAAGUGAAUGAGGAGGAAAGGAAACUUGUCUUCUCUGAGAAGGAUGCUAGUUGGUCAACGUACUCUUCCCAAAUAAAGAUUGGCGACAUCUAUGAUGGAAUUGUGGGCUCAGUGUUCCCCUAUGGUGCAUUUGUUCACCUGCGAUUUCCUGAUGGACUAUAUCAUCUUACUGGUCUUGUACAUAUCUCCGAGGUGUCUUGGGAUCUUGUCCAAGACGUCCAGGAUUUUCUAAACGAAGGAGACGCUGUCAAGGUCAUAGUUGUGAACAUUGAUACGGCAAAGUCAAGGAUAGCUUUAUCUAUCAGACAAUUGGAGGAAGAUCCUUUACUGGAGACAUUGGACAAAGUUAUCCCUUUGGAAGCUGAUCAAUCACCUGAUCGUAUGAUGUCUCCUUCAGAAGUUGAACUUCUGCCAGGACUUGAUGGCAUAUGUAAUGAACUAUUGCAAGAGGAUGGUAUAACAGAUGUACAGUUUGGGCGCCAAGCAUCGGAGAAACGUGUUGUUUCACAAGAUUUGGAGCUUUGGCUUUCCAAUGCUCCAGCUAAGGAUAACAAGUUCACACUUCUUGCACGAGCUGGGAGGCAGGUCCAGGAAGUGUAUUUGACCACUUCCCUAGACCAGGAGGGCAUAAAGAAAGCUGUGCAAAGAGUACUAGGGCGUGUUCCUUGA